GGUACUUCCCGACAGCAGCGCCUCGGAACGCGCAGGCGAAAGCAAUCUAUUCUCCGCAUCGCGCAUCCGACGGUUCCUGGCUUGCGGACACGUCUCCGAAUACUCUCUUCGGUAGCUAAUUAGGGUUGUGCCUCGGUAUCUGGGUGACGUUGACGUGGGAGUACCACACUUUGAGCUGCGUAAGUGUUGGACGAACAGGCAGUGCAUCCGGACAUAUCUCCAUCACUACCACCGUCAUAAUGUCCUCAUCACAGCGAUACCGCCGUUCUGCGAAAGAGGAGCCCACAGACGCAACUACAUCCUCCAUUCCUCCAACCUCCUCGGGCGCUCAAGAGAAAGCAGAGCUUAAGAAAGCCGUCAAGGAGCAAGCCGUUGCGACAUCAAAUGGCUUAUCCGUGCUGGACAUACUGCGCAUACUAGGUGGCGUCCUCCUAUUAAGUUGCGGGCUGAGCUAUCUGAGUACAAGCGGAGAGAGCAUGACAUGGGGAUACAAUGCAUGGUGGACUAGAGCUCGAGAGUGGAAGAGCCUUAUGCAAGGAGAACUCACCCUGACCGAUGCUGAAUUGGCUCUGUAUGACGGCAGCGACCCUUCGAAACCAAUCUACCUCGCUCUAAACGGCACAAUCUACGAUGUUUCCAUUUCGCCUACGACCUACGGACCCGGCGGCUCAUACCACUUUUUCGCGGGCAAAGACGCAGCGCGCGCCUUCCUUACGGGUUGUUUCGCCGAAGACACUGUGCCCGACCUACGCGGCGUAGAGGAAAUGUUCAUACCCGUUGACCCUGAAGAGAAAGUCGGUCUGACACCAGAAGAAAGAGAGGUGGAGAUUGAAAAGGCGCGGAAGAGGAAACCGUUGAGCAAAGGUGAAUUGAAGAACAGGCGUGCACAGGAACUCAAGAGCGCCAGGAAACAGAUGGUUGCUGGACUGGAGGGCUGGCACAUGUUGUUCCGUGGAGACAAGGGUAAGCCGUAUAGGCGGGUAGGCUAUGUUAAGAGGGAACCUGGAUGGCAGGACAAGAUGCCUAAGAGGGGCUUGUGCGAACAGGCCGAAAAGGGUAGGCCGGUCCGGAAGUAUGAAUAAUAGGUUAAGAUUGCGUCUGCAUACUAUCCUAGCCUUUGAGGUGUAGAUCCGUUGUGUAUAUACGCACAAAUUUGACUCCCGCAUCCCCAGCCUUCCUAUUGUAGAACAUGUCCAAUGACUAUUCCCAUACCCCG
This is a messenger RNA of Alternaria rosae, 1216 nucleotides long. RefSeq lists its product as uncharacterized. The coding region runs from base 240 to 1082 and encodes 280 amino acids. Gene Ontology annotation, cellular component: endomembrane system; membrane. Lineage: Eukaryota; Fungi; Ascomycota; Dothideomycetes; Pleosporales; Pleosporaceae. The transcript is spliced from 3 exons. The record is from RefSeq and is a predicted model, not a curated record.